Cucurbita moschata (crookneck pumpkin) is the source of this 1511-nucleotide messenger RNA. RefSeq names its product lipase-like. Gene Ontology annotation, biological process: lipid metabolic process. The record is from RefSeq and is a predicted model, not a curated record. The transcript has 12 exons. The coding region runs from base 244 to 1314 and encodes 356 amino acids. Lineage: Eukaryota; Viridiplantae; Streptophyta; Magnoliopsida; Cucurbitales; Cucurbitaceae.
CGUUCUCCUUAUUGUCAAUGUCGUUUCCCUCGAACUUUCGGGGACGCCAAGCAAACUUUUCGUCUCCCUCGAUUCUGUACUUCAUUCCGAAGAAAUCGCAACAUCUCCGUGUUCUGUCACCGGAAAUGGUGGAAACAGUCUUCGCCGGAGUUCCGAUGACGGUAACUUGUAGAUCAUCGAAGAUAGUUCUUAAGCCCUACCUUAGAAUUGUUUAGUUUCUAUUCUAGAAAUCUGGAUUUCAAAAUGAAGAGGUAUAUGGGAACGCGUGGAUGGUUUUUAUUCUAUUUCUUUGGUUGCUUGUUAGUAUUAUCCGCCGGUAGAGACCCGAAGCUGAUGAAGUACGAGACAAAUAGUUCAUCUGUUUAUAACCACACCCUUGCCAUGAUCAUGGUUGAAUAUGCUUCCGCAGUUUAUAUUUCUGAUAUGACAUCAUUAUUUACAUGGACAUGUACACGAUGCCGUGGCCUCACCGAGGGGUUUGAAGUUGUGCAGCUGAUUGUAGAUGUUGAAAGUUGCCUGCAGUCAUUUGUUGGAGUAGCGAAGGAUCCACGUGCUAUUAUAAUUGCAUUCAGGGGAACACGAGGAACUAGCAUACAGAAUUGGAUAGAAGACUUGUUCUGGAAGCAGCUGGAUUUAGAUUAUCCUGGAAUGGAAGGUGCAAAGGUACAUAGCGGAUUUUAUCGUGCAUAUCACUGUACAACAAUACGCCCUGCAAUUCUAAAUGCAGUAAAAACAGCAAAGGAAGUUUAUGGGGACCUUGACACCAUUGUCACAGGGCACUCAAUGGGGGGAGCAAUUGCUGCUUUUUGUGCUCUUGAUCUUAUAGUUAAUCAUAAUGUGCCAAAUGUUCAAGUUAUGACGUUUGGCCAACCUCGUAUUGGCAACGCAGUUUUUGCCUCGUACUACAGCAAACAUUUACCGGAUACCAUUCGAGUCACACAUGAACACGAUAUCGUGCCCCAUUUGCCUCCUUACUUUUCCAUUAUCCCACGGAAAACAUAUCACCACUUCCCUAGAGAGGUAUGGCUUCAGGAUACUUCAUCUACAUCAAAUCGCCUUGCCUCCUACAUCGAGACGGUCUGUGACGAUUCGGGUGAAGAUCCAAAUUGUAGCAGAUCUGUAAUUGGAAACAGCAUUCAGGAUCAUUUAUCCUAUUAUGGGGUGGAAUUCCCAACUGAUGAUCCUGCAACAUGCUGGAUCGUAAUGGACCCGGUGAUCGCCGAAUACGGGUCGAUCGAUUCAGAAGGCAACGUCGUGUUGUUUCGGGACCUUGCUACUCCCGUUCCUCGAAUGCAAAGUUUGGAGGCAAAAUAAUUUGGUUCUGAUUAAGGUGAUUCUUCUGCAAGAUAGUUGAGGUUGGCCAGCUUUCGACAUGCUCUUGCUCCGGAGUAAAAUCUUUUGAUCUUUGUUAAAGAAUUAAAACCUUAUUAUUGCUUCAUUCUUGAUGAACCACCAUUGUAUGAUAUGUAUAUAUAUUAUAAGGUGAAUAAUGUGCUUCAUAUUUUGUUGCA